Bacillus rossius redtenbacheri is the source of this 5229-nucleotide messenger RNA. RefSeq names its product vesicle-associated membrane protein 2-like. Gene Ontology annotation, biological process: vesicle-mediated transport; vesicle fusion. The record is from RefSeq and is a predicted model, not a curated record. Gene Ontology annotation, molecular function: syntaxin binding; SNAP receptor activity. NCBI's taxonomy places the organism in Eukaryota, Metazoa, Arthropoda, Insecta, Phasmatodea, Bacillidae. The transcript has 6 exons. Bases 134 to 619 code for a protein of 161 amino acids. Gene Ontology annotation, cellular component: plasma membrane; SNARE complex.
CAGCAGCCGGGCGCCGCGCGCAAGGGAUCGAUACCAGUGUUGCCAGCCCACCCGCUCGGGCAAGCAUCAGUCAGCCCUCUGGGGUCGUCCGCAACAGCGCCUGCCGUACGCCGAUAGACGACGCACCAUCCUAAUGUCAGCCGAAGCAGCUCCUGUGUCGCCGGGCGGGACCGGCCUGGGCGCGGGAGACGAUGGGGCCAUCGUGGGCGGUCCGCGCACUCCGCAGCAGAUCGCCGCCCAGAAGCGACUGCAGCAGACGCAGGCCCAAGUGGACGAGGUGGUGGAUAUUAUGAAGACCAACGUAGAAAAAGUGCUCGAAAGAGAUCAGAAACUGUCGGAACUGGAUGACCGAGCAGAUGCGUUGCAACAAGGUGCUUCGCAGUUUGAACAGCAAGCCGGAAAACUAAAGAGGAAAUUUUGGCUUCAGAAUCUAAAGAUGAUGAUUAUAAUGGGAGUGAUCGGCCUUGUAGUACUUGCUAUCAUUGUAGUGAAGUUCAUGCCCGCAUCCACACCGCCGCCCCCGGUGACAUAUGCCAGGGACGCCGAGAGCUACGCGCAUGUGCCGGAGUUGGCAGCGCCGCCCCAGGCUGCCGCCGGUGGAACCGCGGCUCCGAAGUAAAACACAUUCAACACCAAAAGUUCAUUUUCCUCCAUACUCACUUCAUGCUGCAAAUAUUUCAGACACGUUCUUUCCGUUCACCCAUUACGCAACGGACAGGGAUUUUUUUUAUUUAAAAAAAUCUUGUUUCAUGCAGGAUAAAGCCUGAAAUGAUUAAAAAACUUAGGAUUGAAGUAGGAUGCUUAGUCUGUAUGGCGAAUUGUUUGUCGGUUACAUUUACUACAGGGGUGAUUUGUUUCUAAAAUAGCUCUUUUACGUUUCCUAAGUAUGGCCUUCCUGCAAACAUUUUUAAAGAGAUACUUAAAACUUAUAACAAAUGCUUGCUGUGAGGUUUUUUCACAAUUAUCAAAUCUGUUAGACUUCUAGAGAAAAAUGUUUAUAGUUGAUUUAGAAGAUAUUAAUAAUAAUUUUAUUAUAUAUAGUAAAACAUGUGUUGUAUGUACUUAUACUAUGAAAUAGCUAGGAAACAAAGCCUAAAUUUAUUUUGUAUUUUCCACAAAUCAUUGAAUUUAAUAUCCCAUUAUGUGUAUAAGAAUAAUAUUUGAGUUAUCUUUGUUUCAACAUAAUUUUUUUUUAUUUAUUGUAACUGAAAACCAUUUUAACAUUCAAUAUACAUAUAAUCGAAAUGUGUUAAUUUAAAGUAUGUAGGGGAGAGCAGGGUAAAGUGGCCAUCCUAAGAUAAAACGAUACAUAAAUUUUAUAUGGUAAUUAAAAUUGAAAUAUAAAAUAACCCUUCAUAUAAUAUAGUUUUCGUACAAUCAAAAAUAUAUUAAUUUCUUUAUGUCUUGCAAACCAUUAUUUUUUUAAUUAAAUUUUAAAUUUAAUCGUACCAAAUGGCCACUUUGCCCGCAUAUGUCGGGUCAAAUGGCCAGUCAAUGGCCAUUUUACCCGACAUAGGUAAAAAAUUAACACAACUCAUUAUAAUAAUAAAUAUAAAACCAAGGUGAGUAUAUCAAAUUUGUUAGCAAGUUCAGGAGAUAGACUUAAAAAAUUAAAUGUUUCCACAUUAUCUAAAUUAAAUAAAAUUACGAACUAAAAACCCAACAAAACGUCAUUAAUAAAAUAAUUGCAUUUACACUAUCUUAACAAACAGAGUGCUAAAUUUUAAGUGUCUUCAAAUAAAAUGUCUUGACUUUAUUAAAACAAAAAACAAUUAAAAAUUAAAACCUAACCUAUCAAACAUAACUUAAACAGUUUAGGGGCUACAGCCUUCACAUAAAAAGUCACCAUUUUCCUCUUCGCAGCAAGCACACUCUUCGUGAGCCCAGCGGUGACAUCCGGAAAACCUUAUCCACACUUCAUUUGUUUUUGAGUUUGAAUAUGCUUAUUCACAAUAUAAGCAGUCAGCGUCAUCGCUCUCACCAUCAUUCUCUUCGUUGAAAAGGCUUCGCCUACUGUUGGCAGGUUUUUUCAUCAUUUUAAUUCUAUUUUUUGGUGGGGGUUUGAGAUUGUUAAUGUUUUGUUUUGACUUUUGUUGCUUGUUUUAGUUCUCUUUUUGUUAUUUUGGCAUUCCCUUUUAGACUUCUCCUCCAAAAGUUCUCUCUUGUACGGACUCGAAGUAAGAAUCGCUGCUUUACCUUUCUUACGGUUAGUUUUGCGUUUGGUGAUGUUGGAUUUUGGCAAAGGUAAUAUAUCUCUUGGAGAUAUUGCAAAUGAUGUGCUUGGUUCAGAACCCGUCACUGGACUCUUAUAUAGACAUUUGCUAAUGUUUUUGGACUUUUCUCUCUUAGUUGAUCCAUCUUCACAGCCAACUUCUACAUCUUCAUCACCAGUAAUUGUAUCUUCACCGCCAUCAACUUUGUAUUCACCUACAGCAGGUGUACCUUCACCAACAUCAGCUGUAUCUUCACCAUCAGCAGCUGUACAUUCACCGUCAGUCAUCGUACCUUCACUACCAGCAGCUGUAUCAACUACACCACCCACUGUUACAUAUUUUCCUUGAGCUAUUUCUUCACCGCCAUCAGACAUUGCAUCAUCGUUACUGCCAACUUCUACAGGAUUAACAUUGGCCAAUAAAAUAUCCGUGGGUUCUGCAGUGAAAAAAUCUGAGUCGGAAAAUAUGUUAGGGUCCAGCGGAACAAUACCACAUUUCCGAAAACCAUUAAUAGCUAUAGCUGGCAAAGCUGCUCGUAAAAAUGCUUCUCCAAGCAGCUUUCUUACUUGGAACUGAGUACACGAAAACAACACACACACAUUGCCAUACACGUUAAACAUUUAUAGUGCAGAUGAAAAGAAUUAAAAUGUUCACUAGUUUCUUUAAUCAUUUAGGAAUACAUAAAUAGAGCUAAGUAUACAGUUCGGGCAAAGUUAACAUACGGUCGGGUAAAAUGGCCAUGUAGUCGGACAAAGUGGCCAGUCACCUGGCCACUUUGCCCUCUGAGACGCCAUUACACAAAAACUAGCGGGGGGAAAAACCUACUACAUCUUCUACAGUUAUUAAUUUGUGGUUUUAAAGUAUAAAACUUGCUCUUUUCGCUAGGCUAUAUUAAAUAAUUAUGGCAUUACCAAGCAAUUACACAUGACCAACAGUAAUUAUCACUUACCUUACAUCAGAAAUAAUAAAAACCGUAAAACCUUAAUAAAUCAAGUAACUUUCACUGCAAACAGGCCGGGUGCUCUCAGAACACUAAUGGCGUCUAUUACAAAUGUUUCACAUCCUCGCCACCAGACUUCAGCACUCACCAGCGGAGUAACGGCCAAUGGCCACUUUGCCCGCCCUGGCCACCUUACCCUGCUCUACCCUACAUGACAUAAAAUUGAAAAUAAGGUUUUUCAUUAAAAAAAUUUUCAUUUUGCAUUUACAUUGUUUAUGUGUUAAUCUCAUUUGCAUUUCGAAUAAGUGACGUUUAUUUGCUUUAUAAAACAUUUGUACAAAAUGCUGUUUCAUUAUUGUGUGAAAAAAUAAUGAAAAAAAUCGUAAUGGUUUUCUAAGUGUCAUUAUAAUAAGGUAUUCAGAUAAAUACUUUCUUAAUAUACAAGAGGUUUUGGAGCCCUACUUUGUGAAAAAAGAAAGCAUAUUUCAAAAUUAUAGAUUAUCAAGGACAUUUUUUAGAACUAAAAUUACAAUGAGUCGUCAAAUACUUUCUUGGCAAAUACGUAUAUUUUUUAUGCUAGCAAUAAUUUUCAAUGAGAAAUUAAUUCCUUAGUUGCAAAAAUUGUUUAUAAUUAACUAUUACUCCCGUACAUUUAUAGAUGUGAAAUUAAGAUAGCAAGUCUAUGUCUGCAACAUAAGGAAGUUUUAAUGUUAAUUAAAAAACUAAACAUCAGUUGAAUAUAGUUACAAUCAAAAUGUUUUGAUAUCAAUAAGGGUUUCUAAGAUUAUAUGUUCAUACGGAUUUCAGAUUUGGCUAUUUAAAAGUUUUCAGGUAUUUUCACUGUCUGUGAGUGUCCGUAAAUUAAUUUUGGCAUUUAAAGACAUUUCUUAAAUCAUUAAUUUUCUGAGUUAAUAUGUUACUGUGUAGUUUGUGCAAACAUAUAUGUCAACAUAUAUAUCAAGUAUAUACAUAAUGAAGUAUAUACAAAAUAUACGGAGAUUAUUCUAAUGGUUUUCAUUUGUAAAUUUUAGUGAAAAUAGUUAGCCUUUUUUUAAUGCGUAAUAGAUCAACUGGCUAAGACUUAAGCUAUGGAUAAUAUUUUGUAAACAAUUUUUCCUGGAAAGACCUUAUUUAACACCAAAAUUAAUUUCAAACGAAAUCCGAGGCAUGAACUUUUGUGCAGGUUUUGAAAUGAAAUGCACUGCUUUUGCACCAUCCGGCUAAUAAAACUUGUUGGAGAAAAAAUAAUCUCGAACUGAGUUAGUACGUGGUGGUGCGGUAUACAGUAAAUUAAAGUUGAUAGCUUAUUAAUAAUUAUAUGUAUAGAUUUUCUCAUGUAUGUUUGAUUUAUAAUUAGAGUUAUAACUUUAAUAUGUGCAUUAUGGCGUUGUUUUAUCCAAAAUGUGAUGGAAAUCAAGAUGCAAUAAUGAAUCAUCUAAGGAAUUUUAAAUUUGAUGUUUGAUAGUAGCAUUUUGUUAUUUAUUAAUAACAUUAUAUUAUAAACGAAUAUAAAUUGUGUUGUUUCAAGACAUGUUAACACAUAUUUAAAAAGUAAGUUGAAUGACUUCUGUAUUUAACGAAGUAUGAAUGCUUGUAAAGACAGAUAAAUUUAUUGUGUACAGUGUUAAUUUUUUAAUGUACGCUCAGAAAAAAAUCAAUUAUUGUUGAUUGUUAUAAAAUGCCAAAAAAAAUUGCAUUACUAAACGAAAAUAAAUAGAAACAAAACUCAGACAGCUAAAUUCAGACAGAACAAUGAAUUAAUUAAAAUGAAAGUUAUAUGAAUCAAUAGAUAUUAAUGUGUUCACAAAUAGUAUUUGUUUUCUUAAAUCUUUUAUAACAAUAAACGUUGAAUGUAUGACACAGUGUGGUUUCAAUAUAUAGAAGUCUGAAGAUAUGAAAUUGUUUGACUAUUGUAUGUACGGUGUAUAAUAAGUAUUUAUAGCAUAUGAACUAUACUGAGAUUAUGUUACAUAUAUGGUGAAGAAUAUGACUAAUAUAAGUACCAAAACUAUUAGAUUGGAAACAAAUUAUUGUAAGUCUUAGAUAUUAUAACAAUAAAUAUAUAGUAUUGGUUUA